This is a messenger RNA of Gallus gallus (chicken), 814 nucleotides long. Its product is annotated as 60S ribosomal protein L17. Gene Ontology annotation, cellular component: cytosolic large ribosomal subunit; ribosome. The coding region runs from base 124 to 765 and encodes 213 amino acids. NCBI's taxonomy places the organism in Eukaryota, Metazoa, Chordata, Aves, Galliformes, Phasianidae. The transcript has 6 exons. Gene Ontology annotation, molecular function: structural constituent of ribosome. Gene Ontology annotation, biological process: cytoplasmic translation. The record is from RefSeq and is a predicted model, not a curated record.
CUCUUCCGCUGCCAUCCUGAGGUGAGCAGCCAUAGCGAUUCAGGGAUUGCUGUAAUCUGGCUCCAUCUGGCUCCAUCCUGCUCCGUGGUGCCGCGGGGCACUUGUGAGAGCUGAGCUCCAAGGAUGGUACGCUACUCACUGGAUCCAGAGAACCCUACCAAGUGUGAGUGCUGUGCCAUGCAUGUCCAUGUAGGGCUGCAUGGGGUGGCUGAGUUUUUGUUUCAUACGUUUUUGUUUUUUCUUUGUACAGCAUGCAAGUCCAGGGGCUCCAACCUGCGUGUGCACUUCAAGAACACUCGUGAGACUGCCCAGGCCAUCAAGGGCAUGCACAUCCGCAAGGCCACCAAGUACCUGAAGGAUGUGACCUUGAAGAAGCAGUGUGUUCCCUUCCGUCGCUACAAUGGAGGAGUUGGUCGAUGUGCCCAGGCCAAGCAAUGGGGCUGGACACAGGGACGCUGGCCCAAGAAAAGUGCAGAGUUCUUGCUGCACAUGCUCAAAAAUGCAGAGAGCAAUGCUGAGCUUAAGGGUCUCGAUGUGGAUUCUCUGGUGAUUGAGCACAUCCAGGUGAACAAGGCUCCCAAAAUGCGCCGGCGCACCUACAGAGCUCAUGGGAGAAUCAACCCCUACAUGAGCUCCCCCUGCCACAUUGAGAUGAUCCUCACCGAAAAGGAGCAAAUUGUACCCAAGCCAGAGGAAGAAGUUGCUCAAAAGAAAAAGAUAUCCCAGAAGAAGCUGAAGAAGCAAAAGCUGAUGGCUCGGGAGUAAAUCUGACACAACAGAUGUACAUAAAUAAAGUUUAAAAAAAACACUUUAA